Neohortaea acidophila is the source of this 1153-nucleotide messenger RNA. RefSeq lists its product as uncharacterized. Lineage: Eukaryota; Fungi; Ascomycota; Dothideomycetes; Mycosphaerellales; Teratosphaeriaceae. The transcript is spliced from 4 exons. The record is from RefSeq and is a predicted model, not a curated record. The coding region runs from base 32 to 1153 and encodes 373 amino acids.
CGACUACAUACAAAUCAAUACAUACCCAAAUAUGCCUACGGAGUUGGAGGAGCUCGUCGAGUUCCUCCACCAUGGCAACACUCAGAUCCGUCAAAUCGCCGCCGAGAAUCUCGUGGGCUACUCAACCGCGCAACCGGCCUUGUUCAAACGCAACCAACUCGAACCGAUCAAAGACCUCAAGCUGCUAGUCAGAGACUAUGCGCCCAUUGCGAAAAAUGCCAUCACAAUGCUAGUUAAUCUUUCCGACGACAGCGAGGUCCUCGAGAAUCUAGUCAGCGACGCAGAAUUUCUGGAGACAUUACUGCAAAGAGUGACAGACGCCAAAGAACCCCACGCAGACCUCCUCUGCAUGCUCCUCGCCAACCUCGCCAAAUCCCCGCAAAUCACAAACCUGCUCACCCUCAAGCGCGCCGACAUCCCCAAACCCCUCUCAACAAGUCCCCUAGCCAUCGACCAGCUACUCGACUGCUUCGUCAAAGGCGCCAAAGGCAGCUACAACGAGGCGGCCAACUACGACUACCUCUCCUACCUCUUUGCCGAUUUAGCCAAAGACGCAAAGGGCCAGGCGUACUUCCUUGCUCCGCGGGCGGAGGACGAGGGCAUUGUGCCGAUUACGAAGCUGAUUGUCUUUACUGAGCACUCGUCGACGAUUCGGAGGCGCGGAGUGGCGAAUACGAUUAAGAAUGUGUGUUUUGAUGUGAAUGCUCAUUCGCGCUUACUUGCUUCUGAGGGUGAGGCGGGUGUGGAGGAGGGAGAGGGUAUUGGGUUGUUACCGUAUGUUCUGCUGCCGCUUAUGGGGAGCGAGGAAUACGGCGAGGACGACACGGAAGGCAUGCUGGACGAGUGUCAGCUUUUACCCCCUGAUAAGGAGCGGGAUAAGCAGGCCGACAUUCUCAUUACGCAUUUGGAGAGUCUCCUUCUGCUAACCACGGAAAAGGAGAGUCGACGGCAGCUGCGUGCGGUGAAGGUGUAUCCGAUUGUGAGGGAAUUGCAUCUGCAGGUCGAGGAUGAGGGCGUUCGGGAGGGUUGCGAUCGAUUAGUGCAAGUGCUUAUGCGGGCAGAAGAGGGCGAGGAGACGGAGGAGCCCAGUGUGCCCAAAAUCCAGGAGAUUGAAGACGAGGAUGAGGAUGAGCAGAUUGUGGAUGUUGUUUAG